Bemisia tabaci is the source of this 2904-nucleotide messenger RNA. Its product is annotated as serine hydroxymethyltransferase, mitochondrial. The record is from RefSeq and is a predicted model, not a curated record. Gene Ontology annotation, molecular function: glycine hydroxymethyltransferase activity; pyridoxal phosphate binding. Gene Ontology annotation, cellular component: cytoplasm; mitochondrion. Gene Ontology annotation, biological process: tetrahydrofolate interconversion. NCBI's taxonomy places the organism in Eukaryota, Metazoa, Arthropoda, Insecta, Hemiptera, Aleyrodidae.
AAAAAUUGGUCUUAUCAGUUUCUUAUCAUGAAGUAGUUUAAUUUUACCGCAAUCGAUCGUUUAAUUUCUCUGUGCUGUAUUUCAUUGAAGUAGUUUUUUCAGUGCCUCAAACUAUCACCCUCUUACCUCUCAGUGAUCGGGUUGCUCAGCAACGUGUUUCCUGUUGAUUUCUGUGCCUCCUCAGUUUUCCUCCCUUCUGAGCAACUUUCACUAUGAAACGUCAAUAAAACACGAAGUGUGCUUUUCUCAACGUAGCACCUGCACCAGCCUUUUUCUCCUGAAUUUUUUCAUAUUAAUAUUUGUCAUCUGCGUAGCUCCUCCUUUUUAUCCCCGGACUGAAAUGCUUCCACUUUCUAGGAGUGUUUUGCCGUUGUUGGAGAGAAAGUUCGCAGAAAUUACAAGUCUCAACGUUGCAAAAAGGAACUUAUCAUGGACUGGCCAAGAGUCUCUGAAAGAAGACGAUCCAGAACUGUGGGCCUUAGUACAAGAAGAAAAACAGAGGCAAUUAAAAGGACUAGAAUUAAUUGCAUCGGAGAAUUUUUGUAGUCGCUCUGCCCUAGAAGCUGUGGGAUCUUGUUUAAAUAAUAAGUAUUCUGAAGGUUACCCGGGGCAAAGGUAUUAUGGUGGAACUGAGGUUGUUGAUAAAAUAGAGCUUUUGUGCCAGAAAAGAGCCUUAGAAGCAUUCCGGGUAUCCCCUGACAAAUGGGGCGUGAAUGUACAGCCAUAUUCUGGGUCACCUGCAAAUUUUGCUGCGUACACUGCCUUACUAAAACCACAUGAUCGUCUUAUGGGGUUGGAUUUGCCGCAUGGUGGACAUUUAACUCAUGGAUUUAUGUCUGAUACAAAACGGGUUUCUGCCACAUCAAUUUACUUUGAGUCAAUGCCUUAUCGUCUCAAUCCUGCAACCGGUGAAAUAGAUUACGAUAAACUCCAUCAAACUGCAGUCCUGUUUCGACCAAAGCUAAUCAUCGCUGGUGCUACUGCAUACUCUAGAUUACUGGAUUAUGCUAAAUUCAGAGAGAUCUGUAAUGACGUCAAAGCAGUGUUGAUGGCUGAUGUAGCGCACAUUUCUGGACUCAUAGCCGCUCAAGUGAUUCCUACUCCAUUUGAUUAUGCUGAUAUAGUCACAACGACAACACACAAAACUCUGAGAGGCCCUAGGUCAGGUAUUAUUUUCUACCGAAAAGGGGUUAAAGGAAAGAACAAAAAAACAGGGGAGGAUAUCUACUACGAUUUUGAAGAAAAAAUCAAUGCAGCAGUAUUCCCUUCGCUUCAAGGUGGUCCUCACAAUCAUGCCAUUGGUGGUGUGGCCAAUGCCUUGAAACAGGCUAUGUCAAAAUCAUUCCAAGAAUAUCAACAGCAAGUCUUAAAGAAUUCCAAAGCCAUGGCUCAGGCGCUCAUAGAACGUGGUUAUCAUCUAAUGUCAGGAGGAACUGACAACCAUCAAGUCUUAGCUAACAUAAUGAAAAGCAGAGGUGUUGACGGGGCCAGAGUGGAAGAAAUCUGCAACAGGGUCCACAUAACAGUUAACAAGAAUGCCUGUUUAGGUGAUAAGUCAGCACUGAUACCCAGUGGCUUAAGAUUAGGAGCUGCAGCUUUGACCUCCAGGCAUUUCAAAGAAUCAAAUUUUGUUGAUGUCGUAGCGUUCCUUGAUCGAGCUAUAAGUAUAGCUGCUGAUGCUAAAGGCAAAUCUGGUUCAAAAUUAAAGGAUUUCAAAGAAUUCAUUAAGAAUGAUAAAGACACACUAGAAAAAAUGCAGCAGCUGAAAAAAGAAGUAGAGGAAUACGCUGAAAACUUUCCAAUGCCUGGAUUCGAAGAUCGCUAACUUAUCGUCUAAAAUUCAUGGUACAUUUUUUUUUUAUUUUAAAAAAAUUAGUCCUAAAUAUUGGACUAUUUUUUAAUGUAAAGUGAAACAUGUCAUAAAGAUAUUUUUAUUUUUGAAAAAUUCCUUCAAAAUAUCUAUAGCUGAUUUCGAAGAAAAUUCUUCUGUUUUGAUUGAAAAUCCAUAAGAACUUUUUUUUUACCGUAAUCGAAGAUUUUGAAGUAUGCUGCAUGCUUAGUUUAUGAUGAGAUUUUGAUAUGUGACUGUAACACCGGUGAUUUUUCUUUUGGACUUAACAAUAUUUGAUUCUCACGUGUGACGUGAGUCCUCCUAAUAGACAUCACACACUGUAUUACCAGGGACGUAUACAUCAACUUCAUUCUACCUUUCGGUUUUAUGAUCAAUAACAGAAGAAUCCCAAAUUUGGCUAUGAAAUAAUUUGAAAAAAUAUCCAUGCAACCGUAUUAUUUAUUAUUUUCUUAUGAAAAAAGAAAAACUUAAAAGUAAUUGUUUUCCAUCUCUGUUGUUAAACAUAAAGAGAUUAAUUUUCAAGUAUAAAAACAGUACCAAAAAGUUUCUUAGAAACAAAACUAAAUGAAGAAAGAGUGAACCAAAAAUAAUCAUUGAAGAAAUUACAAUCUAUUGUUGUAAAUCUGUCUUUAUACUGAAAAAAUUACCAAAAUUCCAUUUUUAAUAGAGUGUGAAAUACAGUAAAAGAGGUGCCUCUUUUGCUGUCAACUGUCAUGACUGAAAAAUUCUUGAGAUAGUAUAAGGAAAUUGUGCCAUCAACCUAAUUUAAUAUGAAAUUUAUUAAUAUGAAUAUAUGGAGUUGAACUCCAUUGGUAUUUUUCCAGUGCUCUUAAUUUAAGUUGUAAAACCUUUGUCAGCUUGUUAAGUUAUUGAAAACUACAGUGAAUUUACAGUAUUUUUUAAAAGUCGAAAAUUUUGUAACAAUUUUUUAAAAUUUGAUUUAGAAAUGAAUAAGGAUACUCAGAUCGCUACUGUAUCUUUAAUUUUGAAAAAUGAUGUACCUAUUGUCUUCAUUCAAGAAAUCAAAAUUAAAAUAAAUACUCCGCUGGCUA